GUUGGCGUCUUUAAUGCAGAAAAUCCCUCUGUCAUUUUUUGAAAAAAAAUUGAAUUCUUCCCCUCCCCCACUCAACGGAGUCUGUAACUGCUGAGAUGGGGAGGAGGAGGUGUCCUCAUGGUACACCGCACCCGGAAUAAGAGCAGUGUUUGUGCAGUCGCUCACUGUGUCAUAUUGUCAUCGGGCAAAUACAAUCGUCCGGUGGAUUCGAAGCUGGAAGAGAGAGUGCGAGACUGCCGUUCGGUCCAAUGGACCGACUGAAGGGUUACACUGGGAAUGUAAGAGUGGAGAAUGGAGUGUGGGAGAGCUCUGAGAUAUUGUGCCGAGGGGCAACCAACGACUAAUUGUCGCGAUUGGGAUGGACGGAAAACGAGUGAUAUGCUAGAUCAGUCCCAAGGAAUGCGCUGCUAUCUGGGCACAAGGCUGAGUUUCGCUCUGUGAUUUGAAGGGAAGAGGGACGUGACUCUGGCCCAAGCUGUUCUGCGGCCCCGCUCAAAGUUCUGGGCUGUCAAUUGAGACAAACUUCAAUCAUGCACAAUGGCAUAGUUCUAAAGUGAGAAACUCUUCAGCAGCGACGGGGAAAAUGCCUGUUAUGAAAGGCUUGUUAGCGCCUCAGAAUACCUUUUUGGACACCAUAGCAACGCGGUUUGAUGGAACACACAGCAAUUUUAUCCUUGCGAAUGCUCAGGUGUACCGUGGCUUUCCCAUUGUGUACUGCUCAGAUGGAUUCUGCGAACUUACUGGCUAUGCUCGCACUGAAGUCAUGCAGAAGAAUUGUGGGUGCCGAUUUCUGCAUGGAGCAGAGACUAGUGACCAGGUUUCUGUGCAGAUUGAAAAAGCACUUGACAGCAAGCAAGAGUUUCAGGGGGAAGUGCAAUUCUACAAGAAAUCGGGCACUGCAUUUUGGUGUCUGCUUGACAUUGUACCCAUUAAAAAUGAGAAGGGAGAGGUUGUACUAUUCUUGGUUUCCUUCAAGGAUAUCACUGAUACCCGAGGCAUAAACCAGCCAGGAGAUGGGAAAGAAGAUGGAAAGCGCAAGAACAAAAAGAGUAGUGGGUCCCAUUUUAGUGUCGCACGCAAACAAGGCCGAACUGUCCUGUACCAUCUGACCAGCCAUCUUCAAAAACGUGACAAAAAUAAAGUCACGCUGAACAAUAACAUGUUUGAGAAUAAGUCUUCGCUCCCGGAAUAUAAAGUGGCCUCCAUCCAGAAAUCCCGCUUCAUCGUCAUGCACUACAGCAUGUUCAAAGCUGGGUGGGACUGGCUCAUUUUACUGGCUACGUUUUAUGUUGCUGUGACCGUCCCAUACAACGUUUGCUUCACAGAAAGUGACGACAGCUCCACCGCUUCGCGCAGCACCACCGUCAGCGACAUUGCUGUGGAAAUGCUUUUCAUUUUUGAUAUAAUCCUGAACUUUCGUACCACUUAUGUCAGUCAGUCAGGUCAAGUGGUAUACGAUGCGCGAUCCAUCUGCAUCCAUUAUGGAACCACAUGGUUUUUUGUGGAUCUAAUAGCUGCAUUGCCGUUUGAUCUUCUUUAUGCCUUUAACAUCACUGUGACCUCCCUGGUUCAUUUGUUGAAGACCGUGCGUCUGUUGCGGUUGCUACGUUUAUUACAAAAGCUGGAUCGAUACUCCCAGUACAGUGCUAUGGUCCUCACACUUCUAAUGUCAAUGUUUGCACUGCUUGCUCACUGGAUGGCCUGCAUUUGGUAUGUGAUUGGCAGGAAGGAGAUGGAAAUGAAUGAUCCACACACAUGGGACAUUGGCUGGUUAAAUGAGCUUGGAAAACGGUUAGAGAUGCCAUACACAAACAACUCAAUUGGUGGCCCGUCUGUCAGAAGUGCCUACAUUGCUGCCCUCUACUUCACCCUGAGCAGUUUAACCAGCGUCGGCUUUGGAAAUGUUUCAGCAAAUACAGAUGCAGAGAAGAUAUUUUCAAUCUGCACAAUGCUCAUAGGAGCUCUAAUGCAUGCUGUUGUUUUUGGGAAUGUUACUGCCAUCAUCCAGCGCAUGUACUCAAGGCGCUCACUGUAUCACACACGAAUGAAGGACCUGAAAGACUUUAUUCGAGUUCACCACCUUCCUCGACAGCUCAAACAGAGAAUGCUGGAGUAUUUCCAGACAACAUGGUCAGUGAAUAAUGGGAUUGAUGCCAAUGAGCUUUUACGAGAUUUCCCAGAUGAGCUACGUGCCGACAUUGCCAUGCACCUGAACAAGGAAAUUCUGCAGUUACCCCUCUUUAUAUCGGCCAGUCGUGGGUGCCUGAGAUCACUGUCUCUCCACAUCAAAACAUCUUUCUGUGCCCCAGGAGAGUACCUCAUCAGACAGGGCGAUGCCUUGCAGGCAAACUACUUCGUAUGUUCAGGCUCAAUGGAAGUUCUCAAAGACAACAUGGUACUGGCCAUUCUUGGUAAAGGGGACCUGAUUGGUGCAGACCUUUCAACCAAGGGCAAGGUGAUUAAAACAAAUGCUGACGUUAAAGCAUUAACUUAUUGUGACCUGCAGUACAUUAGUUUGCGAGGCCUGAGUGAGGUAUUGGAACUCUAUCCUGAAUAUUCAAGCAAAUUCCUAGCUGACAUCCACCAUGACCUGACCUUCAACCUUGAAGAAGGGCGUGAAGCAUUGGGAUUCUCAAAAUUCGCUAAAUCCCCCAGACUAUCCCAGAACCGUUUAGAGAAUAGUGACAAUUCUAGUAAGAAGCUUCCCUCCAUUUUGGAAACUGAGGAUGAACCAAGUGAAUAUUCGCACCUCUCACCAGCAACGAGAACCCGGAGGAAACUCACCUUGCCCGGUUUGAACAGCCCAAUCCGGAGAGGGUCACUCGGGAGCUUGCUCGGGGAUGACCUUAAGCAUUACUCAACAAUAAGACUUGGCAGUCGUUCACCAGGAAAGUGCAGGAGGGGUGGAAGCCCCCAGUAUAAGAAGGAAGAUGUCACAUCUAAUAGUGGAAAUGGUAAUGCACGAAAACCAGCAAAACUACUUCUACCAUCUCUAAACUGCUGUGGACCUCCUGACUUAAGCCCUCGAAUUGUUGAUGGGAUUGAAGACGAUGGCAAGACAUAUGAAACGCCAACAUUUCAUUUUAACAUAGAUCAAAAUUUUCAGAAGUCGACCAAAUUUUCUCCAAAGAAAGUUGCAUCUCAGGUGAAUCCAGCUGCAGCAGCUGAGGCACAAGAAAUAAAACGGAACAUCAGCAGACUUAACCAGGAGAUGAAUGAUCUGAAUCAGGAAGUAUCCCAGCUUGCCAAAGAGCUUCAUCAUAUGAUGCACCUUCUUCAAAGGCAAUUGGCUGCUCCGCAGUACACCCCUACAAUGAACUGCUCCCCCUAUGUUGUCUCCAUGGUUUCAUCCUCAACUCCUUCUGCAAACAGCACUGGGGUUGAAUGGCAACCAAGAUGCUCAUAUACUUUACAGCCAUCUGCUGUGCACGUACAGCCUGGGACAAUCACUGGGACUCAGCACAGCCAAAACACGAGAACUCCCAGCUCUUGGAACUUCAAUAAUCUUUCAACCACAGCAUGCUAUUCAGGGAGCUCUAUGAGGACAACAGUAUCAUGCCAAAGGACAGCGGAUGUAGAGCUUCACCAUCCAACAGCCAACUGUUUCCAUACAGCCUCAAGUCCUGUGGCAUCAUUUCAUUAUCAAAUACCUCCAGGUGACCAGGGGAAGAGCCCAGUGCAUCAUUCAGAUUUGAAUCGAGUUCCUACUCAAGCUGUAGCAGGCUCUCCAAAUGUUGCUCGGUCAGUCUCACGGAACAAUGGCUGCUCCAUUGCUUCUUCUCCUUCUGGACGGCCUACAUUAGCAUCCCAGAAUCUCAACCUUUCAACGUCGCCAAGCCCUUGUCACUCCCUGUGUCCAUCUAUAAGUGCCAGCACCUCUCCCCUGAUUACUGUGGGUGCAAAUCUAUCUACUUUGCGAACUUCAAGCUCCAUGCAACCUGUUCACAACUCUUCAAAAUCUGUGCAUUCUGUUCAAAUCUCUCCAAUCGCUAGCCCAUUGAUUUCAAUCAUUCCUGCGCCUUAUCAGCCUGAAACCACAUCUCUAAACAUUUGUCAAUCCUUCUCAAUCAUUCCCAAUUCCAGCCACUCCAUUUUUGGCUCACCAACCUCUAAAUAGUGUUUCCCAUCCUCUGCUGUUUCUGGCUUGAGCUCGAAGGAGGAUUUGAUGGAGCUGAACCCCACAGGCACAAGUGAUGAAUGUAUAUCCUGAGAUCGAGAGCUGAGUAUAAUAUGAUGCAAAUAAGUCUCAUGGUUCGGACUAAAUUUCCUUAUUCGUGUUCAUUUCUAACUAUUAAACAAGUGACACGUUUAGGGAAGUGAAUGCUAAAAUGAUUACCUGGGCAUAUGGAUUGUUUGGUUUCAGGGUUGAUUUUCUGCAGGGCACACACCAGUUUUUAAUUUGUUUUGUGUUCACCCGGGUCAGGUUUGAAAGCAGUGGAAUCUUAAGACAUGGGACUGAGCGAAUCAAGUUUAACUCAUCCACCUGCUGACAAGCCACCAUGAAAAGAAAGUACACCAGGGGGAUGUAAUUAGCAUUCAGUUAAAGUCCUUUUCAGCAUUAUCAUUGAGAAACAAACAGCGGCUUACUUCAAAGAACAGGUCAAUUGACAGAAGCUUAACAAAUAGUUUGAUUCGCUUCUUACAGCUAGACAGCUAAAGCAAAAAAGAAUGCUUGAAGAUGAACUGGUGCCAUGCUGUGUAAUGUUGUACCAAGUUGCAGUGGCAUGGAGAGGUGGGCAAGAGUCAUAGCCCAAUCAGGCAACAAGCAGAUAUGCCACAGUGUGGGGAGUCCCAUCCCCGUAGGGAGGGAGGUAAUACAAGAAGACAAUUCAGGCCACACUGCUCUUGCCAAUUACGUACAUAGCAAUGUUGGUAGAACUUUGAAAUCAGGUCACCUGCUUGACUUGGUUCACAAACGGUGCCAGAAGACUGUUAAGAGAUGGAGGACAUGGAAGACAAAAUGUAAAAGCAGGAACUGCAUAAGUUGAAAGCCACACAGGAAACUGGUGAAAGCUAAAUCAGGAAAAAUGCAAAUCUCAGGGGGACUUAGAUUAUCUGUUUAUUUUGAACCUACUUGAUAACUAUAACCCUGAUAAUGUAUAUCUCCCACAGAUGGAGCCAUUCCACAAUGAUACUCAGUUCUGUUUCAUUCAUCUGGUUUGCGUAUCAGCAGGUAUUCAAGUGGAGCUUGCUAUUUUAGACACUAUAGACAGAGCAGCUCAACUUUGCCCACUGCUGCUGGGGCAGUCAGACACAUGAAUAGGAAGGGAAUAGAGGGGUACUGAUCAUGCGCAGGCAGAUGGAAUUAGCUUAGACUGACAUCAUAGUUGGCACAAACAGGAUGGGCUGAAGAGCCUGUUCCUGUUCUGUAGUGUUCUAUGUUGUGUAAUCUGGGAAUAAAUUAUAAAUGGGCUGAUUGGAUCAAAGGAGCCAGGGUGGGAAGACCAAGAAAUGCCAGUGUUUUUUUGAUGAUAAAUCUAUGGUAAUCCUGAGAAUCUGUUCAACAAAUUGCCCAUGGAAACGACAUUGUGGAGAUUCUGCACCUCGAAAAGAAAAGAUGCAUGUGAUAUUUUCUGUUUACCCAGUUGAUAUGAAAAGAAUAUGAAACAUCAAGUCAGAAUUGCUUUGAAAGGUACUAAGCACUGUGGAAGAAACAAUGCAAAGGCGUCUUUCAUGAUAUAAAAGACAGUUGAAUGUAAAAUGUGACGUAUUUUUAAUAUGUUUUGAGUUAUGUUCAUCUGAUAUAAAUAUGAGGGGCAGAGGAUCAUUCCCUCCAGACCGCAGGGAAGAAAAAGUACAUUGUCUCAAUGUCAUAAUUCUACUUGCAUGUUAAUAUAUUUGCGAGAUUUCUUGCUUAAACGCCUGUACAAAAUUGUAUUCUAUACAAGGCUAUCUUUAUAUAAAACUCUUUGAAAGUCCAAGUAGUAUUUUCUGCCAUAUGCAGAAGAUUAAAUACAUAACAUUUCUAUUCCAUUAAAAAUAUUUCCUUUGCUUUGGUUAUUUUAUAUCCGUAUUAAUUUACAGAAUAGCAUUCUUGUUGCUAUGAAACGAAGGAAUUCUGUUAUUGUCUUCAAAGUGCAUAAUAAAAUCAG
Stegostoma tigrinum is the source of this 6092-nucleotide messenger RNA. It is a transcript of the gene kcnh4b, whose product is annotated as potassium voltage-gated channel, subfamily H (eag-related), member 4b. The transcript is spliced from 16 exons. The coding region runs from base 584 to 4117 and encodes 1177 amino acids. The record is from RefSeq and is a predicted model, not a curated record. Gene Ontology annotation, biological process: potassium ion transmembrane transport; regulation of membrane potential. Gene Ontology annotation, cellular component: membrane. Gene Ontology annotation, molecular function: voltage-gated potassium channel activity. NCBI's taxonomy places the organism in Eukaryota, Metazoa, Chordata, Chondrichthyes, Orectolobiformes, Stegostomatidae.